Thecamonas trahens ATCC 50062 is the source of this 1923-nucleotide messenger RNA. RefSeq lists its product as uncharacterized. The record is from RefSeq and is a predicted model, not a curated record. The transcript has 3 exons. NCBI's taxonomy places the organism in Eukaryota, Apusomonadida, Apusomonadidae. Bases 1 to 1728 code for a protein of 575 amino acids.
AUGGCGGCACUGCCUCUUCCAUCUGCACUGUUGCUGGUUACCCCUGAGCGUGCUCCCCAAACGCGCGGCGUCUUUCGCCCGCUUGACCUCACUUGCUUGUCGGAGAGCCUGGCGCCGUCCCCGCCACCGGGCUCGCCGCGGUGCUUGGCGCAGCGAUCACGGCUGCCAUCGCCACCUCGAUCGCCGCCGCGAUCGGUUGCUGCCUCGCCGCCGCUGCCGGGCUCGUCGACGUCGUCGAUCGACGACUCGGACUUGAGCCUGGAUGCCGAGUCGGACAAGGAGAACGCGCCCGACACCGUGGCUCGCCUGGUGGGUGCUGAUCUUCUCUACUGCACCAACAUUGCACACGAGCUGGCGCAGCUGGAAGAGGCAACGGCAGGGAGCGGGGAGCGUGUGACGAUGCCGACAGUGGCGUGCGGUUGCUCGCGGCAUGAUCAGUGGCUGGAGCCGGUGGCGCUGUCGGCAGCCGGAGCGGCGGCGAUGGCGAGGCUGGCGGCCGACAACCGCUGCGACAGCGGGUCCGGGCGGGCGCGGCCACGGCGGAAGCGGACAUGGGUCGAGAGCGUGUGGGGCGGGGGCUGGGAUGGGAUGCUGGCGAUGCCGUCCGAGUGGAUGGCGGGGGCGGGAGAAGGCUCGAUGGGCGAUGAGGCCGGCGGGGUGGCGCGGAUGGUCAGGCGCAGCGGCGGGAGCGGAAAGCGGGUGCGAUUGGGGGCGGGGAAGGUUCAUCCGUUCUCGGAGAAUGACUGCCUCUUUCUCUCACUCCUGCACACAGAGGAGGUGUACCGGUUUGUGGCUCGCGAGCAGCUGGUGGACGCGUACGCGCUGGCGCAGGUGGCGCUCUACUUUGAGGCGCUCGGUGAAGCGCGGCGGCGGCGGCAUGUGCGGCGGAUGUACGGAGCGCGGACGUUCUUUCACCUGCUCUGGCUCGCUUUUGCCAUGACCGACGACUUUGCCGACGGCCAGCAGGCGAUUGUGGUGGGCGCGGUGGCGCGGCACAAGUGGGUGCCCGGCAGCCAGCUGGUGCGAUCGGGUGCGCAGUUUGUGACGGCCUACGCGCGGCAUCGCAAGCGGUACCUGGACGCGGUGGCAGCGUUUCACAACGACUUUCUCGCGGUCUUCUUUGAGCUCGGCUGCCGCGGAUGGCUCUCUGUGGUGGCCAUCAAGGCCAAGGCCGCGGUCUUUGCCGGCCACGGCUUCUACUUUUCCACCAAGGCUCGACGGCCGCGGGUCAGAGGCCGCCAGCUGGCCGGUGGACCGGUUUGCUCAGGCUCGCGGGUGCUCGCUCGGCGGGCGCGUGACGACGACGACCCGCUGGAGAGCAUGUGCCAGCUCAACUCGACCCUUGGCUUUGGCGGCUCGCGGCGGCUGCUGGUCGGGUUUGGUGAGAGCGAGUGCUCGGUGACGGUCCGUGGGUGCCGGCCGGGCGAGUGCUAUGUGGCAGCCGAGGCGAGCGCGUCGUACGCGCCGCCGGAUCCGCAGGCGGCGGCGGGGCCUGCGUCGAUCUUUGCGUCGGUGGAGGGGGUCAAGGGCGCGGCGAUGGUGUGGAACUCGCGCGGGCUUCACUUUAAGCCGUCGGGCUCUGAGUUCUCGUUCAGCUACACCACGGUCUCGUGCGCCGAGUACUAUGGGCGGCGCGGCUACCUGCAUCCGCAAGACUGUAGCGCGGCGGUGGAGGCGCUUGGGCUUCUUGUGGCGGGCCUCCCGGUGGCAUGCGAUGAGCUGUUCUAAGGGCCGGCUUGCGAUGGCGAGUGCAUUGGGCACGGGUGGCUAGUUGCCGGACGAGUCGUCGUCGUCGUCGUCAUUGCCGGAGCCGGCGCCGUCGGUAAAGUUGGAAGGAAAGAGGCCUGUGGCGCCAUUGACGGUUCCCUCCCACCAGCCGCCAUCGUCCUUGGAGACGAUGGUGAUGACAUCGCCGGCCUCGAA